Messenger RNA from Melanotaenia boesemani (Boeseman's rainbowfish), 3253 nucleotides. RefSeq names its product Src homology 2 domain containing E (gene she). The record is from RefSeq and is a predicted model, not a curated record. The transcript is spliced from 6 exons. Gene Ontology annotation, molecular function: phosphotyrosine residue binding. NCBI's taxonomy places the organism in Eukaryota, Metazoa, Chordata, Actinopteri, Atheriniformes, Melanotaeniidae. Bases 445 to 1935 code for a protein of 496 amino acids.
GCGCACACCACUUUUCCUCUCCAUGUCAUCACUUUGCUUUGUCGACAGACUGAACGCACCAUAUCACGGUCCGGGAAUGGGAUCUUUGCUGGGUUCAAAGAAAAGCUUCCAGUUCUUUCGAAUUUACGCGCUGCAGAAGCUGCUGUUCAAACUGCAGGGAUAGUUGUUGCGGCUGGUGCAAGGUGACAACACACAGCAUCUGGCCAAAGACCUCCAAGACCCACCAGGAGUUGUCUGAUCAUCAGGAGGUUUCAGACGCGAGGAAUACAUACAAAAUUUAAAAGCUGCAUCUGCAUAGUUGGAUUUUUAAAAUAUAUAUAUUUUAGAUCUAACUGUGCGUAAAGUUGGAAAAUUUGCGCGCAGAGGCGGCCAACUCAAGAAAGUGUUGAAGAGCACAGAUUUAUUGCCCUGUUCAAUUUGUGAAGUGUUGAUUCCUUGACAGCCAUGGCAAAAUGGUUCAAAGAUUUCCCCAUCAAUCUGAAAAACGGAAACGAAAGGGUCCGCUCGGCCUCUGAAUCUGGUCCACAAACUCGACCCAAACCAACGUUCUCACGAGAAAGUUUGAAAGGAAAUCAUCGUAAAGAUGGAGGAGUUGGAGGUUUGCUGGCAGGGAGAAACAGGAAAAAUUCGGCUAUUGAACUGGGUCGUAACAAUGCUGGUUAUGGCGGGGCUGUCUGGGACAGUCUCACAACUGGGAAAAGUCGGAAGAAUUCCAAAAUCGAGACUGGGACAACGGAUGAGAACCGCCCGGUGAGGACAGCGAGUCUGGCACAAGCUUACAUUAGCAGGAUGAUCAAGGUGGAAAAACAGGACAAGACCCCCAAACUCAACGGGAUAAGUGAACAGAAGCUGGCCGAUAACGAAAAGGGAAAACCAGACAUAAAAACUACGUUGAUUAUCCUGGAGGAUUAUGCAGACCCUUUUGAUGCAGAGAAAACCAAGGAGCAGAGAGAAGCUGAGAGAGCAGGGGUCAAUGAUGGGUACAUGGAGCCAUAUGACGCCCAGGUCAUUAUCACAGAUGUUCGUAGACGGGGCUCCAAAGACCUCUUGAAAGUGUGUGUACUUCUGGACCGAGGUCAGAAAGAGGGUAAAGGAGAGGAGGGAACGCUUUCACCCCCUAACAUCUAUGACACACCUUAUGAAGGAGGACUGGAGGGCGACAGUGAGGGGGUGUGGAUCCCUGUCACGCGACCAGAGUCAGACGUCCGUCCGGCUGGGGAGUAUGAACUGCCCUGGGAGUGGAGAAAGGAGGACAUUGUUAGAGCAUUGUCAGCUCAGUUUGAGGCAGUGGAUUGUUCCUCCAAUAAAGAGAGCAUUUCAACCUCUGGCCGACAGCAGCAACAGCAGCAGCAACAAACCCUGAGACAAAGGAACUGGAGCCAUAAGACUCUUGUCUCGACUUCUCCAUCGACUUCCACUUCAUCAUCUUUCCCAUCCUCUCCUAUUCUAAAACUUUCCCCCCUUACAUCACCAUCUCCUGCUUACCCUACGCUGAAGCUCUCACCUCUCUCUCCUUCAUCCAGCCCUACCAAACUUUCCCCACCAUCUCCUACUUCCCCCAGUGCCCCACUGGAUGGGGAGACAGUCAAAAUGGACUCCAGCCUGCCUCUGGAGAAACAGAGUUGGUACCAUGGCAGUGUGAGUCGGCAGCAGGCUGAGGCUCAGCUACAGCGCUGCAGGGAGGCCAGCUUCUUGGUGAGAGACAGCGAAUCAGGAACCAGCAAAUACUCCAUCGCUCUGAAGACAAGUCAGAGCUGUGUGCACAUCAUCGUGGCCCAGACUAAGAGCAGUAAGGGCUUAGGCUACACACUGGAUCAGAGCAGUUGCGUCUUCUCCAGUAUCCCUGAGCUGGUCUACCACUACUGCACACACAGACUGCCUUUCACGGGAGCAGAGCACAUGACCCUGCAGCAUCCAGUUCAUAAGCCACACUGAACCUUUGUAAAAAUGAACACAUGUAUGUUCAGAACCCGGCCACACACAAUACAUUUAAUGGAUUUUUAUUUUUGUGUCGCCUCCAUGUGCCACCUAGUGGUCAAUAUUAGACAUUACAAAUUGGUCUCAUUGUAAUGUAGACCUUUCCCAAUUACAGCGGCAAACACACAUACACAUUUGUACACUUGAAACAUUGUUUAAUCUACAGGUUCUACAGCAUCAUGCAGAGCAAAUGAAUAUCUAAUACCCACAAUGGUGCACACAAAACAAUGCAAUUCCUACAACAAAUGUCAUAUGUGCAACUGUAUGAUGCUCAUAAUUUUCUCAUGACAUAAUUAAUUAGCAUACCCCCAUCCACUUAGGUUCCACCUGUAAGAUCAAUACACCUAAUUAAAGUCUGUGCAGGCAUCCAUCUGACUUGUCAAUCAGCCAAUUGGCCUCUCCUCAGAAUCAGGCUCAUUUUCAAACACUGUUUCUGUCAAGAGAAAUAGCUUUAUUGAUUUGAUGAUUAAAGUGAGUAAAGUGGGAGGGGUCUCAUAACACUGCAGAGAAGAGUCAGCAAAACUGUUGCAGCAUGUAAAGACAUUGAAUCAGGCUUCUUUUCAUUGUAGUUGCAAUAUAAAGUCUUGGUUAUGGUGGCCCUGAGGAAACAGACAACAUUAGACAAAACACAACAUGUCUCAGACAGCAAACAGGAAGUUUUGCUUUGUUUACUCAUCUUCUACCUCUCAGACAAGUCUCACAAAAUUUGACUUAAUAAUUUUUAUGUCAUUUAAGAAAAAGAAGAGUCACUGAUUAAAUACACUUAUCUCAGCUGCUUUAAAGAAAAAUAUUAAUUUCAGAGAAGACAGCAGAUAUAAACAGAAAACAAAGCAAAAUCAGCCGUGAGACUCAUUUUGCUUUUUGAAAUGCUGGUUUUGGUUUGUGAAGUGUUGUCCUCUGUGUGCAGAAAUGUAUCAUGUCUUUUGACGUUUUGUGUUUUCUCAAGCGUUGUUGUUCUUUGAAAUGAAAUUUUGUUGUUGCCUUUUGAGAGAUGUUGUAUUUCACUCUCUGUUUUUUUGUGUUUCUGUUGUUGUGUUUUGUCUCAUGUUGUGUUUUGCAAGUCAGGGCCAAAAUACUUUUUUUUAAAUUCUUUUUCACUGUAAAUCUAUUUUACUUCAUUGUGAAUAAACUGAAAUGCUUUAUCCAAAAAAUGCACCUAUGCAUAAAAACUACAUGUAGAAAAUGACCGUUGGAUAUUGUCACAUUCUUUAUAUCUCUCAAUAAUGUGGGAUGUAUAUUGUUGUUGUUAAACAUUUAGUAAAUAAAUAAAGUUAAU